Molecule: messenger RNA, 2857 nt
Organism: Cynocephalus volans (Philippine flying lemur)
Lineage: Eukaryota; Metazoa; Chordata; Mammalia; Dermoptera; Cynocephalidae
Gene: ZNF768
Product: zinc finger protein 768
Exons: 2
Coding region: 827-2554 (575 amino acids)
Biological process (GO): regulation of transcription by RNA polymerase II; transcription by RNA polymerase II
Cellular component (GO): nucleus
Molecular function (GO): RNA polymerase II cis-regulatory region sequence-specific DNA binding; DNA-binding transcription factor activity, RNA polymerase II-specific
Source: RefSeq, a predicted model, not a curated record
GACUAGAUUUCGAGGAGUGGGUUCCAGCUUCAAGAACCUUGAUGAGGCUAAGAGAGAGUCCGUCCAGGUUCCCGAGGCGCGGCCAGAGCUAACCCGGAGGCCCGGGAGGGGAGGGGAGCUAGACACCGCCCCCGCUGGCGCCGGGAAGCGUCGCUCCUUCUCGCUGACCUUGGUCUCGCUCGUCGCCUCGCCCUUGGCCACACGCAUUGGACGACGCAGGGCCCAGGAGAUGGACAGACAGGCCCCUGCCCGGACGGAGACCUAGGACACAGGCACAGAAACUGUCCUAGCCCCUCCCGCUGGCUUCGGGGCACCGGGUCCUCCCCUACCCCAAUGCCGGGCCGUCCAGCCCAGGGUUAAUGCCAACGAGUUUCCACCUCCAGCCGCUCCUAGAGAGGCCGCGGCACUAGCCAGCGGGGGGAACUGGCCGCGGACGGACACUUCCUGUGCGGGGGGAGGGGGCUGUACGGCCGCAGCCCAGCCGGGGGCUGGGGGUCCAGACGACUGGGUUUCGGGCUGGGAGCGGUGUUUGGGGGCGGCAGGAGGAGUCGUGAAGCUCCUCAUCUCCGAGGCCACGACGCGUGGGAGCCCGUGAGGGCCACAGGGCAAGCCGAAAUCUUGGGAGGGGGGCGGGGCCGCGGGUAGGGGAGGGGCCCGGCGAGCAGGGGAGGCCCAGGGUCAAGACGUCCGGCCUCGAGGCCGGGGCUGAGCAGUCGGGUACCCAGGGCGACGCUGAGCGGGCGAGUGGCUAGGGCCCGGGUCUCAGGGUACUCAGGCCGGGUCGCAAGAUCGUUCACCAUCGCCGCUGCACUGGGAUCCGGCAGGGAUGGAGCGGGAGGAGUCGCCGUGGGGCCUCGAGCCCCAGGAGGUGCAAAGUCCUGACGAAGUGAGGAGCCCCGAAGGGUCGCUCAAAGGCAACAUGAGUGAGAAUGAGGAAGAGGACAUUUCUCAGCAAGAAGGCACUGGGGACUAUGAAGUCGAAGAGAUACCGUUUGGGCUUGAACCCCAAAGCCCUGGGUUCGAGUCACAAAGCCCAGAGUUUGAACCCCAAAGCCCCAGGUUUGAGCCUGAAAGCCCAGGAUUUGAGUCCCAAAGCCCUGGGUUUGUGCCCCCAAGCCCCGAGUUUGCACCCAGAAGCCCUGAAUCAGAUUCUCAGAGCCCCGAGUUUGAAUCCCAGAGCCCUGGAUAUGAACCCCAGAGUCCUGGGUAUGAACCCAAGAGCCCCGGAUAUGAACCCCGGAGUCCUGGGUAUGAAUACCGGAGCCCCGGGUAUGAACCUAAGAGCCCCGGAUAUGAACCCCGGAGCCCUGAAUACGAAUCAAAAAGGUCCAGGUAUGAAUCCCAGAGCCCAGGGUGUGAACGCCAGAACCCUGGAUUUGAACCCCAGAAUUCUGAGUUCAAAACCCAAAGCCCUGAGUUUGAAACUCAAAGUUCCAAAUUCCAGGAAGGUGCACAGAUGCUUCUGAAUCCUGAGGAAAAGAAUCCCUUGAGCAUUCCCUUAGGAGUUCAUCCCCUGGACUCCUUCACUCAGGGGUUUGGGGAGCAGCCCACAGAGGGCAUGCCCCUAGGGCCACCUUUUGAGAUGCCCACAGGGGCCCUGCUAGCUACACCGGAGUUUGAGAUGCUCCAGAAUCCCCUGGGUCUGACGGGGGCCCUUCGGGGUCCAGGCCGACGGGGUGGCCGGGCCAGGGGUGGUCAGGGCCCUAGGCCUAACAUCUGCGGCAUCUGCGGUAAGAGCUUUGGGCGGGGCUCCACCCUGAUCCAGCACCAGCGCAUCCAUACGGGUGAGAAGCCCUAUAAAUGUGAGGUCUGUAGCAAGGCCUUCUCCCAGAGCUCUGACCUCAUCAAACACCAGCGCACUCACACGGGUGAGAGGCCCUACAAGUGUCCCCGUUGCGGCAAGGCCUUCGCUGACAGCUCUUACCUGCUUCGCCACCAGCGCACCCACUCUGGCCAGAAGCCCUACACGUGCCCACACUGUGGCAAGGCCUUUGGCGACAGCUCCUACCUCCUGCGACACCAGCGCACCCACAGCCACGAACGGCCCUAUAGCUGCACCGAGUGCGGCAAGUGCUACAGCCAGAACUCCUCCCUGCGCAGCCAUCAGAGGGUGCACACCGGCCAGAGGCCCUUCAGCUGUGGCAUCUGCGGCAAGAGCUUCUCCCAGCGGUCGGCGCUCAUCCCCCACGCCCGCAGCCACGCCCGUGAGAAGCCCUUCAAGUGCCCUGAGUGCGGCAAGCGCUUUGGCCAGAGCUCAGUGCUGGCCAUCCACGCCCGCACCCACCUGCCUGGCCGCACCUACAACUGCCCCGACUGCGGCAAGACCUUCAAUCGCUCGUCCACGCUGAUCCAGCACCAGCGCUCGCACACGGGCGAGCGGCCCUACAGGUGCGCUGUCUGCGGCAAGGGCUUCUGCCGCUCUUCCACGCUGCUGCAGCAUCACCGGGUCCAUAGUGGUGAGCGGCCCUACAAGUGUGAUGACUGUGGGAAGGCCUUCUCCCAGAGCUCUGACCUCAUCCGCCACCAGCGGACCCACGCAGCCGGCCGGCGCUGACAGGGCCCCCGUCAGGGGUGGGGAGGUGGCGGGCAGAAGAGAAGGUGACAGGGAGCUAGAGAAACUUUUAGAGAGGAUGGUGGAAAAACUGGAGGAGAAUGGAGGAGUUGAGGAUUCUAGAAGACGGGCAAGGGUGGAGGAAGUUAUAUGCCCUGGAGACUUAUGGGAAAUGGGCUGUGAGGAGGGGUUGGAGGGAGGCCAGACAGGCGGCAAGAGGCUCUGGGAGAGAUCCAGAAGGAGGUCAGCCGAGAGCUGGCCUCAGCAGCAUGCGCCUUGGUGGGUGCCUGGUUUGGCCAAGUGCUA